Messenger RNA from Chaetomium fimeti, 1059 nucleotides. Its product is annotated as NADP-dependent oxidoreductase domain-containing protein. The coding region runs from base 1 to 1059 and encodes 352 amino acids. Lineage: Eukaryota; Fungi; Ascomycota; Sordariomycetes; Sordariales; Chaetomiaceae. The record is from RefSeq and is a predicted model, not a curated record. The transcript has 2 exons.
AUGUCUGAACCGGUAGUUCCCACCGCCUACAGCCCCAAGAACAUGAAGUUCCGCUACCUGGGCAACACGGGUCUCCAGGUGUCGGUCUUCUCGCUCGGCGGCUGGUUGACCUACGGCGGUACCCAGAAGGGCAGCAUCGUCAAGGAGAUUCUCCAGACUGCCUGGGACCAUGGUGUGCAAACUUUCGAUACCGCCGAAGGCUACGCCGCCGGCGGGUCCGAGGUCGAGAUGGGCGCGGCCCUCAAGGAGCUCGCCUGGCCCCGCGACGAGUACGUUCUGACCACCAAGAUCUUCUUCGGCACCGCCCGUGAGGAACCCAACACCAGAGGUCUCAGCCGCAAGCACAUCAUCGAGGGCCUCAAGUCGUCUGUCGCCCGCCUCCAGACCCCCUACGUCGACGUCGUAUUCGCCCACCGCGCCGACGCCGCCACACCCAUGCUCGAGAUCGUCGAGGCCUUCACCCAGGCGAUCCGCAACCUCAACCUGGCCUACUACUGGGGGACGUCCGAGUGGAGCGCCGCCCAGAUCACCGAAGCCAUCCAGAUCGCCGAGAAGCACAACCUGAUCGCGCCCGUGGUCGAGCAGCCGCAGUACAACGCCUUUCACCGCGAGCGCUUCGAGGUCGAGUACGCGCCGCUGUUCCGGCAGUACGGCUACGGCACCACCACCUGGAGCCCGCUGGCCAGCGGCCUGCUGACGGGCAAGUACAACGACGGCAUCCCCGAGGACUCGCGGUUCGCGACCAACCCGGCCUUCUUCGCCGACACGGUCAAGAGCCUCAAGAGCGACGAGGGCCAGGCCAAGCUCGACAAGGUCCGCAAGCUCACCAAGAUCGCCGAGCGCCUCGGCGUCUCCGUCUCCCAGCUCGCCCUCGCCUGGACCGCCACGAACCCCAACGUCAGCACCGUCAUCCUCGGCGCCACCAAGAUCGAGCAGCUCACCGACAACCUCAAGGCCCUCGACGUCAUCGACAAGCUGACCCCCGAGAUCCUCGAGGAGAUCGAGGCCGUGCUGGAUAACAAGCCGCCCGGCGUCGCCACCUAUGGGCGGAAGCGGUAG